Emericellopsis cladophorae is the source of this 1542-nucleotide messenger RNA. Its product is annotated as putative peroxisomal-coenzyme A synthetase-like protein. The transcript has a single exon. Gene Ontology annotation, molecular function: medium-chain fatty acid-CoA ligase activity. The coding region runs from base 1 to 1542 and encodes 513 amino acids. The record is from RefSeq and is a predicted model, not a curated record. NCBI's taxonomy places the organism in Eukaryota, Fungi, Ascomycota, Sordariomycetes, Hypocreales, Bionectriaceae. Gene Ontology annotation, biological process: fatty acid metabolic process.
AUGGCGACACUCCAGACAGCCAUCAAGGGCGAUCCUUCUGCGACCGCUGUCAUCGUUCCCUCCCGUCCGCACGCCUUGACGGUCACCUACUCGUCCCUCGCCAGCCAAGUGUCCCGGUUCCAGCAACAGCUCGCCUCUUUAGGCAUCACGACGGCAUCACCCGUGUCAAUUGCCCUGCCCAACUCGUGGGAGUUUAUCGUCGCGUUCCUGGCCGCCAGCUGGCAACGUGGUAUCGCCGCACCGCUCAAUCCAGCCUACAAGCAGGACGAGUUCGAAUUCUACAUUGAAGAUGUGCAGUCCGACCUUGUGCUUGUGCCGCAGGGCGCGUGGAACGCCAAGGCAGCCAGCGUGCGGGCGGCGCAGAAAUUCGGUUCCGCCGUCGCCGAAUGCUACUGGGAUGGCAAGCGAGGGGAAGUCGUCCUCGACGUGAAGCACAAGGGGAAGCUCCAGGGGAAAAGGGAAAAGGUCCUGAGAGCACAGCCGGAUGAUGUCGCGCUCAUCCUCCACACUAGCGGCACCACGUCGCGCCCCAAGGUUGUGCCCUUGACGCAUAGGAACCUGACCAGGACAAUGGGCAACAUCAGAGACACGUACCAGCUCACGCCCAGGGACCGGACCAUGCUAGUCAUGCCUCUGUUUCACGUCCAUGGUCUUCUUGCUGCGUUGCUCGCGCCUUUGCACACCGGCGGCUCCAUGGUUGUGCCGGCCAAGUUCUCGGCCACCGACUUCUGGAGGGACUUUACCACACACAAGGCCAACUGGUACACGGCGGUGCCCACCAUCCACCAGAUCCUGCUUCGCAACCCGCCGCCGGAGCCCAGGCCCCAGAUCCGUUUCAUUCGCUCCUGCUCCAGCCCGUUGUCGCCCACAGUGUUCCACCAGCUCGAGAAGACGUACAAUGCACCCGUGCUGGAGGCAUAUGCCAUGACUGAAGCAGCCCACCAGAUGACGUCCAACCCGCUCCCUCCUGCCAAGCGCAAGCCCGGUUCUGUAGGCAUUGGUCAGGGCGUCGAGGUGAAGAUCCUGGAUGGACAAGGUGCGGAGCUCGCGCAAGGCAAGGAGGGCGAGAUCUGCGUGAGGGGAGAGAACGUUACAAAUGGCUAUCUGAACAAUCCCAGCGCGAACGCGUCCUCAUACACGACGGAAGGAUUCUUCCGGACGGGUGAUCAGGGCAAGCUGGACGAAGACGGCUACGUCAUCAUCACCGGCCGCAUCAAGGAGCUCAUCAACAAGGGAGGCGAGAAGAUCUCCCCAAUUGAGCUGGACAACGUACUCACACGCCACGCCCAGGUCGCGGAGGCCGUCUCCUUUGCCAUCCCAGACGAGGUGUACGGCCAGGACAUUGGCGUGGCCGUGGUGCUCAAGUCUGGCGAGCAGCUGGAUGCCGCGACACUCAAGGGAUGGGUGGCCGAAAAGGUGGCCAAGUUCAAGGUCCCGAAGAACGUGUAUUUUACAGAGAUCAUGCCCAAGACGGCCACGGGCAAGAUCCAGAGGAGGAUUGUCGCCGAGACGAUGAUGAAGGCCUCCAAGGCGAAGCUAUAG